Messenger RNA from Rhododendron vialii, 2466 nucleotides. RefSeq names its product KH domain-containing protein HEN4-like. Gene Ontology annotation, molecular function: mRNA binding. Lineage: Eukaryota; Viridiplantae; Streptophyta; Magnoliopsida; Ericales; Ericaceae. Bases 174 to 2171 code for a protein of 665 amino acids. Gene Ontology annotation, biological process: regulation of gene expression. The record is from RefSeq and is a predicted model, not a curated record. Gene Ontology annotation, cellular component: nucleus; cytoplasm. The transcript is spliced from 9 exons.
AACAUUUUUUUUACUAUAUAAAAACCCUAAUCCUGAGGGUUUGAUUUCACAAUCUGGGCCCUGCCUUUCUUCUUCUUCUUCUUCUUCGUGUAUACACUGACUGGAGAAAGCCACACAGUGAUUCUCAGUCGAAAAUCCAAGGGAACAAAAACCGUCUGGGAGUAUUUCUCGAAAUGUCAGUUCAAUUGACGCCUUCCAAGAGACAGUAUGAUCGGAGGCUUACAGAACCAAAUGGUAAAGGGAAGUGGCACAAGUCGCAAAAUUUACCAUUGAAAGUUUCUCGUGGCAAUUGUGUUUUUCGUGUACUUUGCCUUGUUUCAAAAAUUGGCAGUGUUAUUGGGAAAGGAGGCGGCAUCAUAUCACAAAUACGUCAGGAAACUGGUGCAAAGAUAAGAGUUGAGGAAACUGUCGCUGGAUGUGAUGAGAGAAUAAUUGUUAUAAUAGGUUCUGAUAAAGAGAGUGAAGUUGCUGCUGAGCGGAGCAAGGAGGAUGUUGAUGACACUAACAAAGCUGAAGAGGUUGAUGAUGCAAAUGGUCAAAAUGAGGAUGAUGAAGAUAAGCAAUCCAUUCCUGUGGAAGAUGUACAAUCUGAAAAGGGAAUGUCUUCUGCUCAGAAAGCCCUUUUACUUGUUUUCGAAAGAAUGGUUGAAGGAGAAUUAGAGACAGAUGGAGGGGAUGGAGAGAGUGACAAGUCUUCCACAUUUGUUGUGAGGUUACUUGUGCUCUCCAGUCAAGUAGGCUGCCUUUUGGGAAAAAGUGGCAGCGUAAUCAAGCAAAUGGCCUCUGAUAGUGGGGCCCAGAUCCGUAUUCUUCCUCGGGACAAACUGCCUCCCUGUGCAUCUCCUGAUGAUGAGCUGCUUCAGAUUACCGGGUUAGUGGAUACGGUUAGGAAAGCUCUUCAAUCUGUUUCUCAGCAGCUUCUGGAGAAUUCACCUCGUGAUCAGGACCCCUUUUCUGCCAAUCCUGGCCGGCCAUCAUCUCAUUCAUUUGGCAAUCAUUUUUCUAGGCCAGAAGUGUACCCACCACCAAACUAUCCUUUCCCUCCUCAUGCUCCUGGCCACAUGAACCCUCAUGAUGAUAUUCUGACCUUCCGUUUACUGUGCCCUGAGGAGAAGGUAGGAGGCGUAAUUGGAAAAGGAGGAACUAUUGUCAAGUCACUUCAGCACGAGUCUGGUUGUGAAAUCAAAGUUCAGGAUCGUUUGUCUGAUUCAGAUGACCGCAUUAUUGUCAUAUCUGGUCCUGCGCACCCAGAAGAGAGAAUAUCAGCUGCACAAGAUGCAGUCCUUCGUGUCGUGUCAAGAAUAGUAAGGGCUACACCGGAGAGCAAGGAGAAUACCGUGACAGCAAAACUUCUUGUCUCGUCUCAUCAAAUAGGUUGCCUUCUUGGGAAGGCUGGUUCUGUUAUUACCGAAAUGAGGAAGUUAUCUGGGGCUCAUAUACGUAUACUGGGGAAGGAUCAACUUCCGAAGGGAGCUUCCAAUAAUGAAGAAGUAGUUCAGGUAAAUGGAGAUUUUGAAACAGUACAAGAUGCUCUUAUGCAUAUAACCUCUAGGUUGCGGGAUCACUUCUUCCGUGAUGCAUUUCCAUCUAUGGAUCAUCAUUUUCCAGAUCAACCACCUCCAUUCCCUUCAUAUGGAGGAAGGGAUAUUUCACCGCCAGGAAUGCAUUCGAAUUUAGGACCGCCAUUUCAUAAGUUUGAUGCUUUUGGUGGUAUGCCUCCACAUGGGGGCUUUCAACCACAUGAUGACCGCCCUCCAUUUAUGCACAAUAUUCACAGACCGGGCAUGCCCCAUAACAUUUCAGAAAGAAAUCCAUCUUCAGCAUGGGGUCCUCAGGGACUAACUGAAGGUGGUGGGCCUUUAGGCAUGCCGGAAUAUCCAGGAGCUCCCCAAAGGAGGAUGGUUGGAUUUGGAGGAGGAAGUCAUCUUGCAAUAAUCACAAACACCACUGUGGAAGUUGUUGUCCCUCGUUCUGUUGUUCCUGUUAUUUAUGGAGAGGAUGGUGGAUGUCUGAAACGAAUUCGUGAGAUUUCUGAUGCUAAAGUUACCAUCACUGAUCCCAAACCUGGGGCAACUGAAACCAAGAUUACAAUAUCUGGCACACCUGAGCAAACCCAUGCUGCACAAAGUCUUAUUCAAGCAUUUGUGCUUAGUGAGACGGAAGCUUCUUGAUCUUUGUAUGGAGAACUUGGUACCUCAACUGAAGAACAGGGUGGCUGGGCAAUGUUGGACUUCUAAUUUUUGUCAUUUCCGAGUAGUUGGAACUUAGUUGUGGACAUUCCUAGGGCAGCACAGAAACUUUGCAGAUUAAUCUUGGAAAAUUUGCGAGAGUCGUCUGUAUGUGAAAUGUAUCUUCGCUUGUUGUCAAAUGUAAGGAACAAGGGGAAGCAAUCGGAAUGAUAAUUGACUUUGUUUGUAAUGGAUGAGAUUUUAAAAUCAUGGGAAGCAAAUCUGAAUUUCGAACUUA